This is a messenger RNA of Colletotrichum phormii, 935 nucleotides long. RefSeq lists its product as uncharacterized. Bases 246 to 749 code for a protein of 167 amino acids. The transcript has a single exon. The record is from RefSeq and is a predicted model, not a curated record. Lineage: Eukaryota; Fungi; Ascomycota; Sordariomycetes; Glomerellales; Glomerellaceae.
AUGCGACAAGCACUCUAUUGGAAUAAUUUGGGGCGGGCAAGGCAAGGAAGGUGAAGGUGGCACAGCACGCACACAAGAGGACGGAUGCGAGUUCGUUCGGGGAAGCAUCUUCCAGUGUCACACUCGCACAACUUGCGCCCUACACACUUUCUCCUUGGUGGUUUGAGGCAUGUUUGCGCUUCGCCAAUGGACAAUAGCCCGAGUCGAGUCUCCUGAGCUUUGCCCAGCCCCAAAGCUUCAGCGGCAUGUUUGCGAGCCAAUUUCACAGUCCGAAAUUGAAUGUGGUUUAUCAACCCCAGUCCAACCGCAUGGCUUUGGAAAGGAGGCGGCACGGCUGGUCACGGGAACAUCGUCACCGACAGUCGCCUUACCUGAAAGAAACAUCCCGAGCUGUUCUUUGGCUGGAUGUGUUGGUCCAACUGGGCUGGACGAACUCCAAGGGCCCGGGGGUGGGCUUGCUGAAACAUAUUGGAAGGGGAGAGAGAGGCACAGAGGAGAAGAAAGCCAACCAGCCAGCCAGUCAGGCCAGCGUUGGGGGCGAAGAGCAAAUGUUUGGGUGGUGUUCAUCGUCAGAGUUCCAGUGUCUGCAGCUAGCUACCCCCAAAUCUCCAGUCAGCGACCACAUUUCUCUUUGUCCCCGCUUCCGACUGGCAUCAAACUGUGCUGAGUCUACGGGGGGCCGUUCAUUAGCCCCUGUCACACCGGGAGCAGUCUGUAUCAAGGCCCUAGGGCAUGGAAGGGACGGGUAGGCGAAUACGGAACCUCGCAGAAGCCGUUGUCUUUCAAAACGCGCCUUAACGGAUACCAUGCGGUAAGAGUGAGGGACGGAUGGACUCAUCUGAGCGAAGGAGACAGCGCGCUUGGAUGCAGCAGACAGGCAUCUGGAAGAGCAUCCGGGCUCACAUAUGUCAUUCAUAACUCGCAUCGGGAGCGCU